This is a messenger RNA of Cladophialophora psammophila CBS 110553, 1557 nucleotides long. RefSeq lists its product as uncharacterized. The record is from RefSeq and is a predicted model, not a curated record. Lineage: Eukaryota; Fungi; Ascomycota; Eurotiomycetes; Chaetothyriales; Herpotrichiellaceae. The transcript has a single exon. The coding region runs from base 1 to 1557 and encodes 518 amino acids.
AUGCCGAACGCCCUGUCAAUGAGACCUCCUCGAUGUUUCCGAGAUAAGGAAGCCGAGCUGGCCAUGCGCAUCAUGAAGCCAUUCACAGUCGCGGUCGUCGGUGAUCUGAUCCAGAUGAUGCCCUUUGCGAACCGCGAUGAUCCAGACAUUCAGGCACUCGUCGAAGUGAUGCGGAAGGCGGAUAUCACGCUGGCCAACAACGAAAACACAAUCGUCGACCGACUGACGUUCCGCGGGCCCAUCUCUCACAUGGAAGCCCCUGCCGAGAUUGCGGAUGACUGGGCUUCGAUGGGCAUCGCCAUGGUGUCUAAGGCAAACAACCACACCUUCGACAACGGGGAGGCCGGCUUGAUCCAGAACUUUGAGCAGCUUCGUCGCGUGGGCAUCGACUAUGUGGGCACCGACUACAAUCUCACCGAGGCUAGAUUGGCUCGAUUUCGUGCCCUCCCGAAAGGGACAGUUGGUUUCGUCGGCGCCUACGCCGAGGUCGAGGACUAUUCUCAAAUAUACGGCUUGCCGCGCGGAGACCCGAUCUUCGUCAAUAAAGAGCAGCUUGAACAAUUGCAUGCGAUGGAGGAGUCUCUCUACGAAAGGGGAAAAGAGGUUCCCAAUCCCAUUGACAAGGAUUCAGCUCGUCCAGAGGGCAGCCUACUGCUCUUCGGCCGAGUUUUCCAACUCGCAGAUGUCGACGCGGCCAUGGACGAGGUCGCUUCCAUCAAAAAGCGGCUGGAGCACCAUUUGAACUCCAAAGGGCCCAUUACCUCGAAAAACAACUCGUUGAGGCUAAAGGUCUAUCAAGGUGUCACAGAGGCCCAAAUGGCUCAGCUUCGCAAGAUAGCAGGCGACGAGGGCAGUGGCCCAACCCUGGACGCCUUUGACGUGCACUUCAAGGUAACCCCAGGCCCCGGAGAGUACUCGUACGACAUGAACGAGGUUGACGAGCGGGAGAUCCUGCGCGAAGUCCGAUCGGGAAAGCAAUUCUCGGACUUCGAGGCCUUCACGAUCCACUGGCACCAGAACCGGUACUCGUUCCAGAGAUACUCGUUCGACCACUACCCGGCCGACUACCAGAUCAAGCUCGCGCACGAGGUCAUCGACAACGGCGCCGACCUGUUCUUCGCCCACGGCGUCCACACACUGAGGGGCGUCGAGAUAUACAAAGGAAAACCCAUCUUCUAUGGGAUCAACAAUUUCGUGUUUCAGAACCAGAGAUUCCGCUCCUGGCGCGACGACGCCGAGCGACAACCGGUGACCUUGACGGGCCCCGUCAUCGGUGACGGAGAGACGAACGAGUCCCGUUGGGCGUGGCUGCAGAGGCCCGAAAACUUGGAGGCCAUCCUGGCCGCCAACAGCUACGAGAGCGGGAAACUGGUUCAGGUGCUCCUCUACCCUGCUGAUCUUGGGUUGAAUCGGCCAGGGUCAGAGGUGGGCACGCCACGCCGACCAUCGCCAGAACUGGCCCAGAGCAUUCUCGAGCAGAUGGUGGAAUAUUCAAGGCCCUUUGGGACCAAGAUUUCGAUUGAGGACGGGGUGGGAGUCAUCCGGAUACCGUCAUAG